AGAUAUUUAAUUUUUUGCUGAAUUAACCUGCCAAGUGUCGAAAUCAUUUUUAGGUAAAUAAACCCGCCUUUUUCUCUAAUUGCUGUAAUACAUCAUAGUAUUAAGUAGCUUUUAUUUGUUAUUGCUAUUCAACUACAUAUCCGUUUAGGUCCCGUACAAAACCAUGUCGCUCUUAUAUUAACAAAUAAAAGAUGAUUUAAAUUCAACAUGUCAGCAAUUAUGAUUAUCUUAUAAGCGUAUUUUACCUUUGUUUCUUCAAGUGCUGUUGAAUGACCUUCAAUUGACGUAACUUUAUUUAAAUUGCUGUAUGUUGCUUAUGCAGUUUUAAUGAAUUUGGAAAUUUGGUAUUUCUGUUAUUAUUUUCUCGUUAUGACUGUGUCAUGUUGAAAUUGGCAGCACACAAAGCGGAGCCAUCUUUAAUUCUUUCAACACUUCAACAGAUGCACUUCAGUACAAAAUUGCUGGCUUUUUUACAUUACAUAUGUAUCGAUAAAAUCUGAUACAGUUGAAGGGAGAUCGUUUCCACUUCCCAGGUCUCUUCUCGUGCCGCAUGGUGAUAGGAUCGUACUUGCAUUUCUCAAGGCAGAUUUUCGAUUUUGUUGAUAACCUCUCGCAAUUUUUUUGCUGGGUAUCAAAUGGCAAAAUUCCAAUAGGAUCAAUAACGAAUGAUGAGUGAACGGAUUUUAGUUUGAAAGUAUUGAAGUGAAUUUUGACCCGUUCACUACCAGGCCCUAAAUGUUGUUUAGACACCCGGUAUUCGUUUUCAAUUUGACGUCACAAGUUAUUCCGCAACAAUGUGAAAUUAUGACGCCGCGUAUGGAGGAUUUCUGUCAUUGGCUCACAAUGGUUGGUGGAAGAAAGGUUGAUGCCGAAGAUGGAGGUACAAAAAGUGAAAGUAUGGAGGCCAAGGGCGAUGAUAAAGAACUGGAAGAAGACGAUAAAACAUUCGGAAAUGAUGGCCUGUUCUUUCCGUGGUCACUUGCGCGGACACGCCGUCACUCAUUGGACAGCUACCACCGAAGAAGCUCAAUUGGUUCUACCGUGGUAAAGAAGACUGACCCAAGGCUGACUGGCAUCUUUACAGAAAUGUUUCGAUUGAAUUUGGAGAGUAAAGUUGCCAAGAAACUCUAUGGUCACCAAAGAAACAUCGAUGAAGAAAAUUAUGAACAAUUAGCAAUGGGGAAAUAUGUUAUUCACCCCAUGAGUGAUUUUAGAUUCUAUUGGGACAUGAUAAUUGUUGUCAUCCUCUUCGUCCAAAUCUUUGUCCUACCUGUUAGUAUUGCAUUCUACAGUGGGGACUUCUCCGUCGCUUGGCUCUGCAUCAACGGUAUUUCGGAUACCAUUUUCAUUUUUGAUAUAAUUUUCAACUUCCACACCGGAAUCCCGGAUCAUGAAAACGAGCACUUGACAAUAUUAGACAAAAGGAUCAUCCGCAGAAGAUAUUUAAAAGGCUGGUUUUUCUUGGAUCUGUGCUCUUCUUUGCCCCUGGAAUACGUAUUUCUCAUUAUUGAAAGCACAGAUCGAAGUACUGCCAUCGUAAAAGCGUCCAGAGGAUUCAAGAUUCUAAAGCUUGUUAAAAUGUUGACCCUACUCAAACUUUUUAGGCUAUCUCGACUAGUCAGGUAUAUUCGACGCUUUGAAGAUGCCACAAAUAUUACUACUUCGCAUCUCCGGAUUCUGAAAUUACUCGCACUAAUGUUGUUACUGGGACACUGGAGUGGAUGCUUGCAAUAUCUGGUUCCGUAUUUGCAAGAUUUUCCCGCCGAUUCCUGGGUGGUUCGGGAAGGACUUCUGGAAGCAUCAGUAUGGAGGAGGUACACGUGGAGUGUCUUCAGAGCAAUGUCCCACAUGCUAAGCAUCGGCUACGGUCGUAUGCCUCCACAUUCGACCACCGAUGCUUGGCUUACGUUGCUUAGUAUGAUGAUAGGUGGGGCGUUUUAUGCUGUUUUCAUUGGUGGAAUAUCUACAAUAUCGAUGGCAAUAGAUGCGUCUGGCCGGAUGUACAAUGAAAAGGUGCAACAAGUGUCUGAAUACUUGAAGUUUCGAAAGUUACCAAGGUCAUUACGAGACAAAGUUCAUGACUAUUAUGAGCACAGAUUUCAAAGAAAGUGUUUUGACGAGGAGAAAAUAUUGAAGGAGGUUUCACCAUCUCUUAGAGAGGAAAUCUUGAUGUAUCACCUCGGAGAUCUUCUCAGAUCUGUUCCAUUUUUUAAAAAUGCUGAGUCAGAGUUCUUGGAGGAGCUCGUCCUUGUACUCAACUUUGAAGUCUAUCUUGCGAACGAGGUCAUAUGUAAAGGAGGCCGAAAAGGAAACAAAAUGUUUUUUAUUGAACAAGGAAUCGUAGAGGUUGUCUCGCCAAAAGGAGAGAUAACUGCAUCACUGGGAAAAGGAUCCCAUUUCGGAGAGAUCAGUUUACUGUCCAAAGAAGCAAGACGAAUUGCUACUGUACGAGCUAGGACACAGUGCGAUUUGUUUUCAUUGUCGUGUGAUGAUUUCAACGACACAUUAAAAGAUUAUCCACAUAUGAAAGAAGUUCUUCGGCGGGUUGCAGAAGCAAGGCUGCAUAAUAUUGGCGCGUCAGACAGUGUUGGGAACAUAGACCCUCAGUUUUGGAACUGUGAUGUUGUCGACUUGGAAUCCAGCGGCGUUUGUCCAAAUAACUUUUUUAAAAAGAAACCAACUUUGUUUUGCAACCUGAAAAAUUCUGAUAAUCAUUCUCCAUCUGGAAGCAAGCAAUCUUUCGAUAAAGAUACAGCUUCGAACGAAACUUUUGCAUCUUUUAAUGCGUAAUUUGUGUAUAAAACUAAUUGACUUGCUAAUUUUUAUCACUGCAGUUGAUGAUCGAUGUCCAAAAUAUGUAAUUUUUUGCAACUAAUUAAGUACCGCUUAUUUAUUAUUGUAUUUUGAAACUUUAAAUUGAAUAAGUACCUCAAAUGGUCGAGCAUUUCUGUUCUAUGGUUUGCUAAAGUUUCGUUUAUAAUGGCGUGGUUAUGUCAACGUAUUCUAUCAAUGGUCCGUGGCACAGUUAUUGAAGACUAAGGCACGAAAGGUCUUUAUGUCAUAUAGGGAAGCUUGCCUAGUUAUUGGUGGGGCGGUGUCGGUGGUUUGCAAGCGGAGAUGAAGUUGAAAAAUAUUUGGUUUGCAAGCGGUGAUGAAGCAAUCUUUGGUUUGCAAGCGGAGAUGAAGUUGAAAAAUCUCUGGUCUGCAAUAAUUUAAGGUUAUAAUAUUUACUUUAUCCUUAAAAGCCCUUCCCCCAACUGCCCUCCCCUAGUGCUAGGCUUUGUACAAAACUUUUCUUUUGGUGACGUCUUUAUGCAAACACCACUCGAUAUCUUUUUAAAAGGAAGAAAAGAUGCAAUGUAAGCUAUAAACCGUUUUGAAAACUUUACAUGUAAUAAUAAAUCAAUAGAGUUGUACAAUAAAUUUCAAAAUCAAAUUCGGUUUCUGCACAAUAUUCACGUCAUGCAAGAUUAAGAAAAUGCUUAGAAAUGCGUCAAAAUACAUAAAAAUGCUCUCAGACUUGUGUGUUUAUGCUACUUUUGUUAGAAUUUGGGGAAUCAUUAGAAUUUGUUUGUUCAAGGAAUGAAAAGGCUAUAGAAUGUAGAAAAUAAAAAACACCGUAACGAGCCAAGAACAAACAACAACAAACACAAGUAAAUUGAUGGUAGCUCAGCUAAACUAAUGGUAAUGUAAGUCUUAUAAUAAGGCUGCCUGCUAUCUAACUGCCCUCAUCACAUGAUUUUAAUCGCUUCUCUCUAAGUUCCACCCGUUUUACGACGAAAACGCGAGGCAUCUUUUCAGUAGAAUACAUCCACAUUACAAGUUACAAAACCGUUAACAGUCUAGAAGAGAAGAAAGACAACCUGCUUGAAAAGGCACUAGAAUAUUUAACCUUCAAUUGUUUCUUUAAAACGUACUUUUAUUGUUUCGUUUAAUAUGCAAUGUUACAAUCAACUUCUUAACGGAGCUGUGUUCUCUGUAUGCGAAACUACAAUUCAUGCAAAUGUUUACGUCAGCAUGUUAAUAUCGUUGUAUUAAUACCGAGGUGGUGAUCACAAGCGUCGGUUGAUUGCGAGGUUAAAGAGUCACCAUUGUAUACAUGCGAUCUUGAAUUUUUCGUUUAUUCUCAAAGCAAAUGAUCAAAAUGACACGUAGAAAUAGGAGAAUGAGGACUAUUGCCAUCAUUGACAGCAGUAAGGAGGAAAAGUAACUUUCACUCGCUCUCUCUCGAGAGAAUAAGCUUGUCAAACCGGUUGAAAUUGCAAUGUACUCUACGACAGCAAAUCGAACAUAUUUUUCCACUGCAAAAUUCUCAAUUAGAAACCAAGCAAUCAAGAUUACUGCAAAGACCAGCAACGAGGCUACUGAUGCUUGGAACGAGGUUAACCCAACAUCGUAGCAAAGAACCACAGCCAGGGAGAGAAUGACGAAGACAGUGUUCCACGCACAAUCAAAUAUGAGAGCAGACUGAAUGAAUAUUCGAUGGCACCAUAUUGUGCUGGCCUCCAGUUCAUUUUCGUUUGCUUUGGCGUAGUAUAGUGACGUAUAGGCCUGAUACAUCGCAGGGUAUUGCAAGAGGGUUGAAGUGCACAUUAAUAUAAACGAAGAUAUGGUCUUUUCAAAUGCCCAAAGCACGAUACCUAACGAUUCCAUGACGCAAGA
Molecule: messenger RNA, 4662 nt
Organism: Rhopilema esculentum
Lineage: Eukaryota; Metazoa; Cnidaria; Scyphozoa; Rhizostomeae; Rhizostomatidae
Source: RefSeq, a predicted model, not a curated record